UUUUUCGAGAGGAUAAGUUAAGGGAACAUGGCGGCGCCGUCUAAUUUGCUAAAGAACAAAGGCUCCCUACAGUUUGAGGACAAAUGGGACCUGAUGCGCCCCAUCGUGCUGAAGCUCCUGCGGCAGGAGUCCGUCACCAAACAGCAGUGGUUCGACCUGUUCUCGGACGUCCAUGCAGUUUGCUUGUGGGACGACAAAGGUCCAGCUAAGAUCCACCAGGCUCUCAAAGAGGACAUCUUAGAUUUUAUCAAACAAGCUCAAGCACGUGUCCUGAGUCACCAGGACGACACGGCGCUGCUGAAGGCCUACAUCGUGGAGUGGAGGAAGUUCUUCACGCAGUGCGACAUCCUGCCCAAACCUUUCUGCCAGCUGGAGAUCACUCUGAUGGGCAAGCAGGGAUGCAACAAGAAGUCCAACGUGGAGGACAGCAUYGUCCGCAAACUCAUGCUGGACACGUGGAACGAGUCCAUCUUCUCCAACAUUAAAAACCGUCUUCAGGACAGCGCCAUGAAGCUCGUCCACGCCGAGAGGCUGGGAGAGGCCUUCGACUCGCAGCUGGUCAUCGGAGUUCGAGAGUCUUACGUGAACUUGUGCUCCAAUCCUGACGACAAGCUGCAGAUCUACAGGGACAACUUCGAGAAAGCUUACAUGGAUUCUACCGAAAGGUUCUACAGAACUCAGGCGCCGUCGUACCUCCAGCAGAACGGGGUCCAGAACUACAUGAAAUACGCCGAUUCAAAGCUGAGGGAAGAAGAGAAACGAGCUUUAAGAUAUCUGGAGACGAGACGCGACUGUAACUCUGUCCAAGCUUUAAUGGAGUGUUGCGUCAACGCGCUCGUAACGUCCUUCAAGGAGACCAUCUUAGCCGAGUGUCCGGGCAUGAUCAAACGAAACGAGACAGAGAAGCUGCACCUGAUGUUCUCACUGAUGGACAAAGUUCCCAGCGGCAUUGAGCCCAUGCUGAAGGACUUAGAGGAGCACAUCAUGAGCGCCGGCCUGGCUGACAUGGUGGCUUCAGCCGAGACCAUCACCUCUGAUUCAGAGAAAUACGUGGAGCAGCUGCUCACGCUGUUCAACCGCUUCAGUCGACUGGUUAAAGAGGCCUUUCAGGACGACCCUCGCUUCCUGACCGCCAGAGACAAAGCAUAUAAAGCUGUUGUGAACGAUGCUACGAUAUUUAAAUUAGAGCUUCCAAUGAAACAGAAAGGGGUGGGAAUGAAAACUCAGCCAGAGUCCAAGUGUCCAGAGCUGCUGGCCAACUACUGCGACAUGCUGCUGAGGAAGACUCCGCUCAGUAAGAAGCUCACCUCUGAAGAGAUCGAGGCCAAACUCAAAGAAGUUCUUUUAGUGCUGAAGUACGUGCAGAACAAAGAUGUGUUCAUGCGCUACCACAAAGCCCACCUGACCCGACGGCUCAUCCUGGACAUCUCAGCCGACAGCGAGAUCGAGGAGAACAUGGUGGAGUGGCUCAGRGAAGUAGGAAUGCCUGCUGAUUAUGUCAACAAGUUGGCCCGGAUGUUUCAAGACAUCAAAGUGUCCGAGGACCUCAACCAGUCUUUUAAAGAAAUGCACAAACACAACAAGCUGGCUUUACCAGCCGACUCCGUCAACAUAAAGAUCCUGAACGCCGGAGCGUGGUCGAGGAGCAGCGAGAAGGUUUUCGUCUCUCUGCCCAUGGAGCUGGAGGAUCUGAUCCCCGAGGUUGAAGAUUUUUACAAGAAGAACCACAGCGGCAGGAAGCUCCACUGGCAUCACCUCAUGUCCAACGGCAUCGGCUGCAGGAUGUUCAGUUCCGUGAAGGCCUUUGAGGGGCAGCAGUACUCCACCCUGAAGAGGCAGUGUCUGCAGAGUGGCCUCCUGUUUGAGGACCCCCGCUUCCCCGCCACCGACGACUCUCUCUUUUACCAGGGCAACAGGAUCGGACGUGUCAUCUGGAAGAGACCUCGGGAGCUCUGCGAGGACCCUCACCUGUUUGUCGAUGGCAUCAGCGCACAUGAUCUGCACCAGGGGCAGCUGGGUAACUGCUGGUUCGUUGCAGCGUGUUCCAGCCUGGCUUCCAGAGAGUCUCUGUGGCAGAAAGUCAUUCCGGACUGGAAGGAACAGGAGUGGGACACAGAAAAACCUGACUCAUACGCAGGGAUUUUCCACUUCCGCUUCUGGCGCUUGGGAGAGUGGGUGGACGUGGUGAUUGACGACCGGCUGCCGACGGUGGACAACCAGCUCGUCUACUGCCACUCCAAUGACAGCAACGAGUUCUGGAGUGCCCUGGUGGAGAAGGCCUACGCCAAGGUUUACGGCUGCUACGAGGCUUUGGACGGAGGAAACACUGCUGAUGCCCUGGUGGAUUUUACAGGUGGGGUUUCUGAGCCAGUGGACCUAUUGGAAGGACAGAUGGCUACAGACGAGGUGGCUCGUAAUCAGCUGUUCGAAAGAGUUCUCAAAGUCCACAACAGAGACGGCCUCAUCAGCUGCUCCAUCAGGGCGACCACAAUAGAAGACAUGGAGGCGCGGCUGGACUGCGGUCUGGUCAAAGGUCAUGCCUACGCAGUGACGGACGUCCGGAAGGUUCGUCUGGGUCACGGACUGCUGGCCUUCUUCAAAUCAGAGAAGCUGCACAUGAUCCGCAUGAGAAACCCCUGGGGAGAGAAGGAGUGGAGUGGCCCUUGGAGCGACAGUUCAGAGGAGUGGAACAAAGUGAGCAAAAGUGAAAGAGAGAAGCUGGGCGUCACGGUGCAGGACGAUGGGGAGUUCUGGAUGACAUUUGAUGACUUCUGCCAGUACUUCACUGACCUCAUCCUAUGCCGCCUCAUCAACACCUCUUACUUGAGCAUCCACAAGACCUGGGAGGAGGAGGUGAUGAGGGGGUCCUGGGUUCACCGUCAGGAUCCACUUCGCAACCGAUCAGGAGGCUGCAUCAAUCACAAAACCACCUUCCUGCAGAACCCUCAGUAUGUGUUUGACGUGAAGAAGGUGGAGGAUGAGGUGCUGAUCUGCUUACAACAAAAAGAGAAAAGAGCCACUCCUCAGGAAGGAAAAGGGGAAAACCUCGCUAUAGGCUUCGAUAUCCACCAGGUCGAACUGAAUCGAAAGUACCGUAUGCACACAGCCCAGCAGAAAGUAGCAGGUUCCAUCUACAUCAACUCACGCUGCGUCUUCCUCAGGAAGGAGCUGCAGGAGGGUCGUUACGUCAUCAUCCCGACAACCUUUGACCCUGGGCAGCAGGGCGAGUUUCUGCUCCGUGUCUUCACUGAUGUGCCUUCAGACUGCAAAGAGCUGACCCUGGACGAGCCUCCUCAGACGUGUUGGACGGGGAUGUGUGGCUACCCUCAGCUGGUCACUCAGGUCCAUGUAAUGAAUGCUGAGGGGCUGCAGGGACAAGACUCCAAUGGAGCUGUUGAUCCCUACGUGAUAAUUACCUGUGAAGGAGAGAGGGUUCGCUCACCUGUUCAGAAAGACACACGUUGCCCAAACUUUGACAUCAAAGGCCUGUUUUACCGCAAAAAGCCCAAGGAAGCUAUCCACAUUGAACUCUACAACAAGAACAUGAUCGUGGACACCUUCCUGGGUCAGGUGAUUUUGUUCAGCGAGCCCAACGAGCGUCAGGAGCAGCACACGCUUCACCUGCGCGACAAGGGCAGUCGUCAGGACAGUGACCUCCCGGGCAUGCUCACUGUGCGCCUCUUCACCUCCACCACGCUCACCAACAUCUGACCAGAUCAUUACCACGACAAGAAAUGAUCGAAUUAAGUCCGCUGCUCAUCUUCAGAUGGUUUUUUUGGAGCUUGUCGUGUCCUGUUUUUAAAUUAUUUUUGAUAUUUAUAUCGUCACUGCGUUUUAUAAUUUGUUUUUGAAUCCCUGACAGGAGUCAUCGCUCAUCCUUAAACAUAUUUCUGCUAAAAUCGAACAUUUUUAACUGUCUGACUCAGAUUUGUUCUGAMAUUAGGCUUAAUUUUUUUUAUUUAGUUGCCAGGAUCUCCGUCAUCGUCCAAGCUGAUGUUUCGAUCAGUUCCUUUUUUUGUGCAGACCCAUACACGUAGACAUGCACAGAUAAUACAUAUGCACACAUCUCUGCACUCUCCUUGCAUGUGCCAAUUUUUUCAAGGGCUAUGCAUUGCCUUAAGGCUGAGUCAGUCUCUCCAGUUUGAGGAGAUACGAGAGAGGGGGGGUCAUGUAACAAACUUAUCAGCUGUUCUCAGCGUUAGCACAGCCUCUAUUUUCAUUUCUUAAAGUCUGCAACUUGUUUUUUGUCUGUCAUCCACCGUCACUAAUCCUUUGGUAUACCUGUGGUUAAACCCCGCCUCCCUCCUUCCCAGACACCUCAUCUCUCUGUUGGCUUCUUUUUAUUAUUAUUUUUUUUAGUGUGAACUUUACAAACAAAAGCCAACAGCAGCUGUGCUCUCCCUCUACCUUGAGCUUUUUUUUUAAAAUUUUGAUUACUUUUGCAUUAUGUGCGCUCGUGUGAAGUCCUUCCUUCCAUCACUUCUACCAUCCUGACUCCAGAAUCGCUCGCCGCCGGUUGCUAUGGACGAUCUCUAAACUGCAUGGCUUUAAAAACAAAAAAACAAAACUGUCUGCCUGUGCUGCACCUCUCCAGUCGUAGCUUAGCAGCCGGCGCUUCUGAUAGUGCUASCCUCCCUCUUUGGAUCACCUCCCCAUCCCACUACUUCCUGCGGGAGAUUCACUUCAACAUGAAUCAAGUGCUUUAUGGGACCAAAGAUGAGCCAGACCCUCUGUUCUGUUAGUUCUUGUUCAGAACAUCCUGGCCCGGCCCAGCCCAAGCCUAGCUACAAACCACCACCCCCUGUGCCACAUCAUCUCUUUACGGCAACACCACUGCCUGACGCUUCCUUUGACGAGUCUCGUGGGUCAACCUGGAAAACUCACGUCACGUCAUCUGAAAAAUGAAAAAAAUUCAAAAGACAGCAUCUGUGUGUGUGUGWGAGAGAGAGAGAGAUUGUGUGUGCUUGUUCCAGCUUUGCUUUGAGUGCUUGUCCKUUGAACUGAAAGAAAAAUGGGCUGUCGUUGGGAAGGCGUGAACAGAACAUGCCUCGCACUUUGUUUGGUUUUAAGACYCUCGAAGAGAAACGACAGAGGAGGUUCAGAGAAGGAGCUGUCCUGCCAAACAACCUGUGCCAUCAUCUUGGUCUUGGCUUUGCCUCCACAGCAGGAACAGCAGCAUGGAUGAACUUCUGAUUUUAUAAGUUUUUUUUUUGCAAAUUAAACCACAAGUGGUACAAAUCUAUCUCGUGUUAACCAUGACAAUUCUCCGAUCAUGUGACCACCCAUUCUAACCUUUUUACUUUACUUUUUGUUUAUUGAAAAGUGCAGACUGAGUUUUCUAUUUCUACACUUCCAGUCUCACUUUGUUUUUUUGUUAGGAUUAAAAAUGUACUUUACUGUCAUCAUCGAGACAUUUCCUUUGAAUGUAAGACGAUUCGUGGACUAGUCUGUCUGACCACCUAUCAGAUCAGUUCUCCUGGUUUCCUUUCAGCGCCUUUUAUUUCUUUUGAUUACUUGAACUGUCUGACAUGGCAUUUAACUGGUCACACAGAUUUAUGUACAGCAUCCCUAUAAAUGUGUCGUGCAUGAGUUACUUUCCGAUAUGUUCAUGGCCUUGUAUUGUACUGUUCAAUUGUUACUAUAUAUAUUUAUUCUUUCUAUUCCAAAUGUCUUGGAAAUGCUAGUUUUGAGGAAUCAGCAUGUCGACGGUGCAUCUCAUUUCAGUCUGAUCAUAUCAAACGGUUUGAAACAGUCGUCUUGUAUUACAGUGAUACAUUCAUUAUGCCUCUAGCAUCUGUGAACAUUAGCAGCAGUUGUUGACUACUAUCUAGGUGCUACUUAUCUCUCUGCUCUUUUUUUAUUUUUAUCCAGUUUGACAGAAAGUGAGAGCUGAUAAUGAAAGCCUGCAGUCAGUGUCUCAAACUGUGUGUGCCAAGCUGUAAAAGAUAUAAAGUAUUGUUGGAUUUUAUYUAUAGACAUAUGAGGAGAGGGAAAGAAAGGAGCCACAUUCCCUUAAAACGUACUGUUUAAGUGUCCUUGUGCAAGGUACUGGAGCCCAAAUUGUAGUUGAAUAACUCAGUGUAACUUCUGGGACUUUAAUGUCUUCUGGUUGAAAGUGUGUUUUAUCUUUUAAAAUCAGCUGCAAAUAAUUAACAGAAAGAUGGAUGAAAGGUUUAAUGUGAGGAAUGAUUUGUGCCAAAGGUAUCGUUGAGACGUGUCGGUCGUUAUGGAGCUUCAAAUAGAGUUUAAAAAUAAAAUAAAAUAUUUACUUAUCUGAA
Molecule: messenger RNA, 6278 nt
Organism: Austrofundulus limnaeus
Lineage: Eukaryota; Metazoa; Chordata; Actinopteri; Cyprinodontiformes; Rivulidae
Product: calpain-5
Exons: 27
Coding region: 28-3711 (1227 amino acids)
Biological process (GO): ubiquitin-dependent protein catabolic process
Cellular component (GO): cytoplasm
Molecular function (GO): ubiquitin protein ligase binding; calcium-dependent cysteine-type endopeptidase activity
Source: RefSeq, a predicted model, not a curated record